AUGUCAAGGAAAUCGGAAUAUAAACUCAAAAAGCGAAAAGGAACAAAGAAAGAGAGAAGUGUCAAUUUCUUUUCGGAUAUAACCUUACCUAAAAAUGAGGACGAAAUAGAUAUAAUAAGCAUGGAAGCUUCUCCAGGAAGGACGAAAGUCGACCAAUUUGGUUACGACAACGAGGCUUUCGAACCACCGUACGAUGUCCCGGAUGAUGAUUUUGGGUCUUUCCGAAAGGACAGUAGUGACACAGAAUCUGAACAUGACGAUCCUGUCAUCAAAUCUUCAGAGGAAGGAAAGAAUACUACGAAGCCAAUGAAUGGAAAUGCUGUUCAUGAAAAUGAUCCAUAUGAGCAGAAGACAGAAAAAGUAGAACGUUGGGACGUUUUUCGUGUUACAUCAGAAGACAAUGUUUCGUCAUCAGACUUAACUUACUUCCGUAAUUUUUGUAAAAACUUCAACUGGGUGCCAUUUCUAAUUGCAAUAGUUCACGUCGUUAUGAAUGGAUUAUGUUAUAAAUUUUCAAAAGCCGCAUGCAAGAUUAUUGGUCAAAGAUUAGCAUUUGGACUACCUCUUGUUUUAACGCCACCAAUAGCUUUGUCUUUUGUUCUUGGAUUGCAAUCAACGGCUACGAUGUCGGUUUAUGGUUGCGAACUGAAAUUUCCGACGUGGGAAGGUGACGUCACUAUUAUUCAGGACCAUAUCGAUGACUACUGGUUUGUUCUGGUUGGUGGGAUCCUAAGUUACCUGUCCCUACUACUGGUUACAAGUCACGUGUGGACACCUCGAAAGGAAAGACUGCAACCCACUGAUAAGUUGUUCGUCAAACCAUUGUAUUGUGGAAUGCUGUUAGACCAAUCUCUCCUUCUAAACAGGAGAAGAGUCGAUGACGAAUUUCUGUCUGCAUCAGAAUUCAAGUAUACAAAAACAAAAGACGAAGACACCAUUCCAAUACCUGAUCUUCCGGAAGACGGCAUCUUUAAUCCUACAGAAGACUGGUCAGUGUUGAGGAAGGAUGAUACUCCCAUGCUGUAUAUGUGUGCCACCAUGUGGCAUGAAACUGAAAAUGAAAUGACACAGAUAAUGAAAUCACUCUUCAGAAUGGAUGAAGAUCAAUGUGCACGUCGCCAUCUUCAAUUGUUUCUUGGUAUUAAAGACCCGGAUUACUAUGAAUUUGAAGCACACAUAUUUUUUGAUGACGCGUUUGACUACCAUAGCUUAGAAGAAUAUGAAUACAGAGCCAAUGAUUAUGUCAAAAUGAUGUUUGCUUGUAUAGACCUGGCAGCAAGUGCUGUUCAUAGUGUGAUGAUGAAAAUUCCACCUCCGACUAAAGUUCCCACACCAUAUGGUGGACGACUUAUUUGGCGCAUGCCUGGAGGAAACAAAAUCAUUGCUCAUUUGAAGGAUAAGGCUAAAAUUAGGCACAGGAAGAGAUGGAGUCAGGUUAUGUACAUGUACUAUUUCCUUGGACACAAACUAAUGAAUCUGAAAGACAAGACAAGGAAACAAAAGGAGAAAAUAGCACAGAACACAUUUCUCUUGGCCUUAGACGGGGAUGUAGAUUUCCAGCCAUCAGCUGUUCAGCUUCUGGUGGACAGAAUGAAGAAAAACCCAAAUGUUGGUGCCGCUUGUGGUCGUAUACAUCCUAUCGGUUCAGGACCUAUGGUUUGGUACCAGAAGUUUGAAUAUGCUAUCAGUCAUUGGUUACAGAAAGCUGCAGAAAAUGUCAUGGGGUGUGUUUUAUGCAGUCCCGGAUGCUUCAGCUUAUUUAGAGGCUAUGCAUUAAUGGACGAUAACGUGAUGAAACGAUACACAACGCCACCUACCGAAGCUAGUCACUACGUACAGUAUGACCAAGGUGAGGAUCGUUGGCUCUGUACCCUUUUGCUACAACAAGGAUACAAAGUAGAGUAUGUUGCUGCGUCAGAUGCCUUGACCUAUGCCCCGGAAGGAUUUAAUGAAUUUUAUAAUCAGCGUCGACGAUGGUCCCCUUCAACAAUGGCAAACAUUAUGGACCUUUUAAUGGAUUGGAAAAAUGUCACGGCCAAAAACGAGGACAUUUCAAAACUGUACAUCGCCUACCAAAUGUUUAUGAUGGUAUCCUCAAUAUUGACCCCUGGAACGAUAUUGCUGAUGAUUCUUGGAUCGUUGUAUACAGCUUUCCCAGCGAUUGAACCAUGGACAGCGUUUGUUGUCAAUCUUAUUCCAGUGGUCAUAAUGGUGGUUCUUUGUUUUGUUGCUAAAACGGACGUUCAGUUGAGUUAUGCGGCCAUUUUGUCCACCUUGUACUCGUUGUUGAUGAUGAUAGUUAUAGUUGGAUUGUUGAAGGAGGCAGUCGGGGCCGCAUUUUGUUCUGUGACAACGUUCUUCCUAGUUUUUGUAGCUGGUGUAUUUGUUCUCUCAGCAAUGCUUCACCCACAGGAAUUUUGGUGCAUUAUCCAUGGCUUACUGUAUUUUCUUGCAAUCCCAUCCAUGUCUAUGCUGUUGAUGAUUUACUCUCUCGGCAAUCUGCACGUGGUAUCCUGGGGAACACGUGAGACAAAGGCACCAACUCCACAACAAGGAGCGCAGCAAGAAAAACCUCAGCAGAAUGCAGUACAGAACUGGUUGGAAAAAAUUGGAUUAUCGGACAACAGUCAGGCGUCAUCCGAAUAUCAGUUUUCGUUCGGAAAUUUGUUUAGGUGUAUGUGUUGUCCACGGUCUGAUGUUCAGAAUGAGGAUGCUAGGUUGCGAGCUAUAUUGGAGCGACUGGAAGACAUGGAUAACAAAAUGACGGAAGUGACGUCAUUUUCACAACGUGGUAGCAUUUCCGGGUCAUCAAAACCGGACAAGAAGGACGAAGAAAUGACACCAUUUUCAAAACAGGAUGUCCUAAUGGACGGUGGCGAAAGAAUAAAUCCAAUUUACAAGGAAGAAAAACAGAAGAAAAGAGACGAACUAACAGAUCCUUAUUGGGUUCACGAUGGCCAGUUACGCAAAGGAGCGAUUGAGGUUCUGGAUAAAGGGGAGGUUGACUUUUGGCAAAAAUUCAUCAAGAGAUACCUGUUUCCAAUUGAAAGUAACAAGGAACACGAGAAGAAAGUAGCUAAUGAUCUGAUUGAGCUCCGAAACAAAGUUUGCUUAGCUUUUCUUCUUAUCAACGCACUAUUUGUUACAAUCGUAUACACGCUUACGGAAGUGAACAAAUCGGACGGUUCUCUGUCAAUUCCGCUUCCAUGUCAUAGUGGCAAUGAUAAGUCUGAUGCAAAUACAGGAAAUACAGGUCAAGGGAAGAUUGAACCUAUAUCCUUCGCUUUCACAGGUGUAUUUGGGCUCAUGCUGUUCAUACAAUUCAUUUGCAUGUUAUUUCAUCGCUAUUCCACUCUUUUACACAUCAUUGCUAGUGCAGAGGUCAAACUUAAAAAGCAUAUAAGAAAAGCUAUUGGAAAUAACCAAGAACAAGAUGUACAAAAUAUCGGUAUAGAAGAUGGAUUAGAUCUCGUUCGUCAAAUGCAAUCUUCAAAUGAACCGGAUAGUGAUACUGUUUCUCUUGAUUCGUUCGAUCAUCUCGGGGACGACACGACACGUGAUGAUGAUGACGAGUUACCAGGAGAACCGAAAGGGAAAGAUUUAUGGAACAAACUUCAGAAGAGGAGAAAACAAAUGGCUGCAAACACAUUAAGUAAAAAUUUCAUUAAAAAUUUCACAAAGUUACAACUCGUUGUGGAGUCGGAUGAGACAGCAAGUAUCUCGCCGGUAUCUGGGGAUAACUUCGGGUUUACUGAAGAUCGUAUCGGAAAUGUCCAGAAACAGUUUGGAAAGAGACGAUUUUCGAGAAAAUCUUUACAUACUAUCGUAAAUAUAGUCCAGAACGACUCCAUUAAGGACGAAAUAAAAAAACGAGCAGACCAACUAACCAAGAUUGAUGAUUUAAGGAAGGAGAGACUGCGGGCAAUUCUAAGGAAGGCAGUUCUGAAGGCUAAUUCUGAAAACAAAACAAGGUCUACUUUAGGGAGUGUUGUACAAGCGAAUCUAGUCCAGCGAAACAUAUCCAGAAUCGAUAAAGAAAUGGAUGAACAAAUUCAUAAUAUGGACCCUCCUCCGAUAGCAUCUAUCAGUGAGGAAGACGUUGAACCACGUGACAAUGCUAGCAACACAUCUUGGCCAAGCGAAAGUAAAUAUGCUUUAAAGAGCACAAAGGACGACACCAAGGAUCUUAAUAACUCAGAUUUAUUGUUUUGACAUUUUUGCACUUAUGGAAUCCGUACCCUAAUGAUAUCGAUCAUCAUGAGUCAUCCGCAAAAGUUCGUUUAUUACAAAUACGUCUUCGAUAACCUUCGGAUUUCAUCGGGUUUCAUCGCAAACGCUAUAUAAUUAAAUAUUUAGGUAGAUUGUUUAAUCAUAACUUUAAACUUUAAAUUUGUAAAUUUAUCAUUCAACAUGAUUGUAAAAUGAAAUAUUUCUAAACAAAUAUGUAUUGUACAUGUUUCGGUUUGUGCAUGAAUAACAUAUUCAGACACAUGAUGCAAGUUUGCGAUUAUACCUUUUAAUCAAUUUUCUAAAAACACCGUUCCCCUUAAAACGUUACAUAUAGCACAUUGUAAUUGUAAUUGUUUGUCUAUUGAUUUUAUUUCUUUAAAUAUGUUCUAUUACACAAAGGAAGCACUAAGAUUGGAAAGUGAAACAUUUUACAGCGAAAUCUGUCUAAAUUCAUUUCGGGUCAAUUUAUAGCUUGCUAUGCGGUAUGGGUUUUGCUCAUUGUUGAAGGCUGUACGGUGACUUAUAGUUACUUACUUCUUCGUUAUUUGGUUUCUAGUGAAGAGUUGUCUUAUUGGUGAUAAUACCCUUCUUCUUACGGAUAUGGUGAAGAGUUGUCUUACUGGUGAUAAUACCCUUCUUCUUACGGAUAUGAUGAAGAGUUGUCUUACUGGUGAUAAUACCCUUCUUCUUACGUAUAUGGUGAAGAGUUGACUUAUUGGUGAUAAUACCCUUCUUCUUACGGAUAUGGUGAAGAGUUGUCUUACUGGUGAUAAUACCCUUCUUCUUACGGAUAUGAUGAAGAGUUGUCUUACUGGUGAUAAUACCCUUCUUCUUACGGAUAUGGUGAAGAGUUGACUUAUUGGUGAUAAUACCCUUCUUCUUACGGAUAUGGUGAAUUACGGAAAUGGUGAAGAGUUGUCUUACUGGUGAUAAUACCCUUCUUCUUACGGAUAUGGUGAAGAGUUGUCUUACUGGUGAUAAUACCCUUCUUCUUACGGAUAUGGUGAAGAGUUGUCUUAUUGGUGAUAAUACCCUUCUUCUUACGGAUAUGGUGAAGAGUUGUCUUAUUGGUGAUAAUACCCUAUUUCUUACGGAUAGAUUCUAUGUUCACAAUUUCCUAAACACAGGGCGAAAAUUUUAACCAAUGAGCAACUAAAAGUAAUGAGAAGAAGAAUGCAGACAACAAAAAAAGAUAAAAAACAAAAAGAACAAUUAGGCAAACAAAAACAGAAAACAGAACAAUUCUGUAACACACAAAUAACUAAAGAUUAAGCAUUAGGACCCAAUCAUAUACCCGUUUAAAACCGAGUUCUUCCGAAAAACCAGCAGUUCCUGCUCUAAUACUAACACCAACAGUGUUACCCGUUUUAAAUUCGAUGAUGAGUUAUUUCCCUUGAUGAGGCGUGAUGAAACAACGGAUUUGUCGUUUUUAAAAUGUAACUUCCCUAACUAUAAGCUACCACCAAAGUCAUACAUGUAAAAAGAAUUGGUACAAGUAAGUCUGUUAACCUUAAACUGCACCCAAUGUGAAAAUUUGAAAUUUAAACAAUGUUUGGUAAGUUUCAUAUUUUGAUACAAAUGUUUGAUUUAUGAGGGUCCCGAUGGGUUUUUAGAGAAUACAGAAUAAUUUGCGAAAAAUAGAGAAUGAAAGCAUGAACAGGUUAGAAUAGAGAAACAUAGACAAAUAGAAAACAAUAAUGAGUGGAGAUUAUAGGAAUAAAAAUGAUAGAGCAAAAUUAUAAAACAUUGAAAACCCCCGCAUUCGGACCCCUCAUUAAUACAGGUUAUAACGUGCUUUGGAUUAGACAGGUCUUCGCUGUAACAGUACAUGUAUGUCAGAAGUAAAAGUUAAAGGACUGGUAAAACUGUCAUAUAAGAAUUAACAAAAAUUAAUAAUUAGUAAAGUGAUAAUGUGCCGUCACGUGGUUGUUUAUUAUUUAUGUUUCAUUCAGUUGUAUUUGUAUUAAUUUUAAAAAAAUGUGUUUGCUAAUAAAAACAUAAUAUAUUCUUUCAUACAAUAUGUUGUCAUGCUUUUUGUCUGUUUAAUAUAGUACUACUAAGGGGUGUUUAACGACCUUGGCUACCCAUUAUGGUCUCGCACGGUCGAAAAAUGAUAUAAGAUGUAUUUGAAAAGUCUCAUUUUUGGCUCCUUGAAUUCUAAAUUAAAAAAUAUCAUAAAUCUAUCAAACCAUCAUUCAUAUGUGUACAACGUAUUUAAAAGGGAGGUGAAAUUUACGAAAGGAACAUUCAAAGUCAUUAGUAGAAAAAGAUUAAACUGUAAGAUACCGCUCCACAUGUAGAACCCGUCAUGCCCAGCUGGUCUGCGCGAACGUACGACAGAUUCGUAAAAACUUAACGCGCCGUGUCAAGUAUAGUAUUCCCUUUUAUUCGAAAUUUGUUAACAUAUUCGCUUUAGGCUCUUCAGAAUUACUACAGUCAACAAAGUUUUUGAAAAUCAUUACAAAAUGUCUAGCUUGUCCAUCCGUAUAUUUGAUGUUCAUAGAUGCUUUUUUUUUACAUAAAUAAAUAUUCUUAUGACCCUGGCUCUGUAAAAAAAAACAACAACAAAAAAACAACAACUAAACACAAUCAAGAAGCUUUAACAAAAUAUUCAGGCUACAAACAAUAUUGAAUUUUGUACCUUG
This is a messenger RNA of Mytilus californianus (California mussel), 6875 nucleotides long. RefSeq names its product chitin synthase chs-2-like. Bases 1 to 4212 code for a protein of 1403 amino acids. Gene Ontology annotation, cellular component: cell septum; cell periphery. NCBI's taxonomy places the organism in Eukaryota, Metazoa, Mollusca, Bivalvia, Mytilida, Mytilidae. Gene Ontology annotation, molecular function: chitin synthase activity. The record is from RefSeq and is a predicted model, not a curated record. The transcript has 16 exons.